Messenger RNA from Amyelois transitella, 1083 nucleotides. RefSeq names its product zinc finger protein 239-like. The record is from RefSeq and is a predicted model, not a curated record. NCBI's taxonomy places the organism in Eukaryota, Metazoa, Arthropoda, Insecta, Lepidoptera, Pyralidae. Gene Ontology annotation, cellular component: nucleus. Bases 1 to 1083 code for a protein of 360 amino acids. Gene Ontology annotation, biological process: regulation of transcription by RNA polymerase II. Gene Ontology annotation, molecular function: RNA polymerase II cis-regulatory region sequence-specific DNA binding; DNA-binding transcription factor activity, RNA polymerase II-specific. The transcript is spliced from 2 exons.
AUGAGGCUACUAGAUAUUAGGUUUACCUGCAAAGGUCGCGGGGAUACUGCGUCAGCUGACACAUCGGGAGCUGACAAACGGCAACCAGGUGCAGGAAGUACAACCAACAGGACACAGCGCGAGUCUCGACGAGAGUCAGCGUCACGGAGUGGUCAGGGUCCACUCCAAUGUGAUGUUUGUGAUAGACGUUUUAAAUUUAAAUCAGAUUUUGACCGACAUUAUAGAACUCACACUGGCGAAAAACCUUAUGAAUGUUACGUGUGUCAACGCAGAUUUAAUGAGAGGAGUAAGUUAAAAAGACACCUUAGAACUCAUACUGGUGAAAAACCUUAUGAAUGUGACGUGUGUCAACGUCGAUUUAAUGUAAAGAGUAAUUUAUUAAAACACCGUAGAACUCACACUGGCGCAAAACCUUAUGAAUGUAACGUGUCUCACCGCAGAUUUAAUACGAGGAGUAGUUUAAAAAGACACGUUAGAACUCAUAUUGGUGAAAAACCUUAUGAAUGUGACGUGUGUCAACAUCGAUUUGUUCAGAAGAGUGAUUUAACAAAACACAGGAGAACUCACACUGGCGAAAAACCUUAUGAAUGUGACGUGUGUCAACGCAGAUUUAAUGAGAGGAGUAAGUUAAAAAGACACCUUAGAACUCAUACUGGUGAAAAACCUUAUGAAUGUGACGUGUGUCAACGCGGAUUUAAUGAGAGGAGUAAGUUAAAAAGACACCUUAGAACUCAUACUGGUGAAAAACCUUAUAAAUGUGAUGUGUGUCAACUCAGAUUUAAUGAGAGGAGUAAGUUAAAAAGACACCUUAGAACUCAUACUGGUGAAAAACCUUAUGAAUGUGACGUGUGUCAACGCAGAUUUAAUGAGAGGAGUAAGUUAAAAAUACACCUUAGAACUCAUACUGGUGAAAAACCUUAUAAAUGUGACGUGUGUCAACUCAGAUUUAAUGAGAGGAGUAAGUUAAAAAGACACCUUAGAACUCAUACUGGUGAAAAACCUUAUGAAUGUGACGUGUGUCAACGUCGAUUUAAGGUGAAGAGAUAUUUAACUAAACACCGUAGAAAUCAUACUGGUUUAUAA